AAAACCUCUAAUUAAAAUAAAAGUAGUUUCAUCCACUGCCUCAUAUGAUAUGAUUCCUUAAUACAUUGUGCUAACUUCAAAAUUCGAAUCAAAACCUCUAAUUAAAAUAUGAUAUGAUUCCUUAAUACAUUGUACAUAAUUCUUGCUAUAUUAUAUUUGUUUUAUAACAUCAAGUAAAAGUAGUUGCAAAAAAUGAAAUGGGAUUAGUUAUAAAUCUGUUCUCAUCACAUUAUAUAAAGUUGGGGACUAUAUUGAUAAAUCCAAAAGCUAACCAAAAUAGUUUGUGACCAUCAGAUCUUUACGUUUUGUUUAUUCGUCUUUACUUAUUUUUUUGGUAUCAGAUCGAUCUCUACAUCUCGGCUGCACCCACCGGGCCUCUGCCGGACAAACAGCCUGCCGGACACAUACAUUGUCCUCGUAUCGUGUAGAUUUGGGACAAACGCGAGAAAAAUUGCAAAGGUGGAGAAGGCAAAGAAGAGGAGGAAAGGAUGAAGGGUGGGAUACUACCGGCUAAGAGACGAUGGAAAGGAUUGGUAAUUGCAGUUUUGGGUCUCGUUUUGCUUUCAUUGCUCGUGCCUUUGGUCUUUCUCCUUGGCCAACAUAACAGUUUCCACUCUCCCGGAUAUGCAACAUCAGAACAAAAUUCAGCCUCAGGUGGACUUAAAAUCUACGGUCGGCAUAGCACUGCUAAGAUUGGGAAUCAGUCGGAGGAUGAUGAAUCAACACAUGUGGAUAACCUAAUACAAAGACUAGAAUCAACUUUUCCCAAGGAUUUUGGGGGAAAUAUUGUUCUUGGGGAAGCGGAGAACAAGACUGUUGGCUCUAAUUUGUUGGAUGGAUUGCCCAAAGAGCGCUUAGGAGCAAAUAGGAUAGGUGUUGGUGACUUGACGAAAGAAGAUCAGGGAACCGGUGUUGGUGACUUGACUAAAAAAGAGCAGGGAACAGUUGUUGGUGACUUGACAAAAAAAGAGCAGGGAACAGGUGUUGGUGACUUGACAAAAAAAGAACAAGGAACAGGUGUUGGUGACUUGACGAAAAAAGAGCAGGGAACAGGUGUUGGUGACUUGACGAAAAAAGAGCAGGGAACAGGUGUUGGUGACUUGAUGAAAAAAGAGCAGAGCACAAAUGGUGGCGACUUUGUAAAUAGAAAACAGAGUGCCGAUGUUGGUGCUAAACCUGCUGCCACUAAGAAUAUCAAAGGCGUUGAUGAGGGUGAGAAAUUAUGUGAGCUAAAAUUUGGGAGCUACUGUCUAUGGCGUCGCAAUCAUAAGGAAAAAGUGAAUGAUUUGACUGUGAGAAAGAUGAAAGACUUGUUGUAUGUGGCUCGGGCAUACUAUCCUAGCAUCGCGAAGCUUCCGGCUCUUGACAAGCUGUCACAUGAAAUGAAGACAAACAUUCAAGACUUCGAGCGUGUGCUUAGUGUAACUACGGUGGACAAAGAUCUUCCUCUUCUGACUGAUCAGAAGCUACCUAAGAUGGAAGCUGUAAUUGCUCAAGCAAAGGCAUGCCGUGUAGAUUGUAGUAAUGUAGACAAGAAAUUCAGACAACUAGUUGAUCUAACUGAAGAUGAGGCUACUUUCCAUAUGAGACAGAGUGCCUUCCUCUACCAACUAGCCGUUCAAACCAUGCCCAAGAGUCAUCAUUGCCUGUCAAUGCGAUUAACUGUAGAGUAUUUUAGAUACCCUCCACCUGAUAUUGAUCAGUCAUUGGCAGAGAGACAUUUGAAUCCAGAUCUUCACCACUUCGUUAUAUUCUCCAGCAAUGUGCUGGCAUCAUCUGCCGUUAUUAACUCCACUGUAACACAUUCAAAAGAAAGUGAGAGUCAAGUAUUUCAUGUGGUAACAGAUAGACAGAAUUACUACGCCAUGAAGUUAUGGUUCUCGAGGAACAAGUAUAUGGAGGCCACAGUUGAGGUUUUGAAUAUUGAAGAUCAUAAACUGGAAAACAGUAAAGCAUCAGCAUCAGUUCAUCUUUCCCUGCCCAAAGAAUAUCGUGUCUCCUUCCACAAGGUUGAUGGACCACCUACAACAGAGUACCUAUCUGUUUUUUCGCAUUCCCAUUAUCUUCUUCCUGAGAUAUUCGCUAGUUUGAAGAAAGUCGUUGUCUUAGAUGAUGACAUUAUUGUGCAAAGAGACUUGUCAGUCUUAUGGAGCAUCAAUAUGGACGGGAAAGUGAAUGGUGCAGUUCAGUGCUGCUCUGUUAGGCUGAUUCAGCUGCAGAAUCUUUUUCCUGACAAGAGAUUGGAUGAAACAUCUUGUGCUUGGAUGUCUGGAUUAAAUGUUAUUGAUCUAGUGAGGUGGAGGGAACAAGAUAUUUCCGGAAGAUACGUGAAGCUGGUAACAGAGAUUUUUGGUGGUUGGGGCUUAACCCAUUCCAGCACCACGAAGUAUGAGAAGCAUAAAAAGAUGAAUUCAGAAGAGUCUGUUGCAUUGCGUGCAAGCUUGCUUACUUUUCAGGGUGAAAUUUACUCUCUUGAUGAUAAGUGGGUAUUAUCAGGACUGGGUCAUAAAUAUGGAGUGGAUGUUGAAGCUGUGAAGAAUGCGAGAGUACUGCAUUAUAAUGGUAACAUGAAACCUUGGCUUGAGUUGGGCAUCCGCGAUUAUUCAGUUUCCUGGCGGAAGUUCCUAAACCAGGAGAAUCAGUUUUUAAGUGAUUGCAAUAUUAACUAGUACAGUAUGGGAUAAUACCUGCAAUUGCUGCUGAAGUUUCAUGAAGACAUGGGUGACGAAGUUUGCACAAGUUUCCUUUUGGUGAUCUUGUGUUGAACCCUAUCUGAGGUAGGGGGACUGAGUAUAAUUUGGUGUGGCUAUCUCUAUUGUUUGGUUGAUGAAAGAAAUUUGUUUAACCUCAAGGCAAUGCUAGAGUGAUGCAUAAUUCUUGUCAAUGACGAAUUGCUACUAAGGCGUGGAGAACUUUUAAUGGGUUAGGCAUACAUACACCUUCAUCGGCUAAUUUUUGUUGGAGCUGUUAAGGGUAUAGUGUAUGAGGAGACUGCCCGAAAUUAUCUUUGAAGAGCUGGAUAUCAACUUUUGCCUCCUAUGAAUCUUGUAAACAUGCAUUCCUUGGGUUAAAUAUAGUUCUACGGAAAUUGUGUGACAACUACUUGGACCCUUGCUUCACAUGUGAUGAGUAUCUUGGAUCUGCUGUGAUGUGUGAUGUUGCCAUUGACACGUUCAGUGAAUUCUUCCUUGUAGAAUUGAGUGUUUGAAUUCAUUUUUUCUUAGCAUUGAUCAGGCAUCUCAUUGUUUUUUAGCUUUGCACUAGCUGCUGGAGAAUUGCCGUUGCUGCUAAAAUAUAUUUAGUGUUUAACAUAAUGCAACAUUGUUACUUUCUAAUUUGCCUUUUGACAAGCAGCUGGACAUUUGUGCCUUGCAGUUAAUAGUUAAAGUUAUAUGACCAAUGACUAAUCAUCUUACUUCUAA
Messenger RNA from Capsicum annuum, 3422 nucleotides. Its product is annotated as probable galacturonosyltransferase 7. The transcript has 11 exons. NCBI's taxonomy places the organism in Eukaryota, Viridiplantae, Streptophyta, Magnoliopsida, Solanales, Solanaceae. The record is from RefSeq and is a predicted model, not a curated record. The coding region runs from base 489 to 2669 and encodes 726 amino acids. Gene Ontology annotation, molecular function: polygalacturonate 4-alpha-galacturonosyltransferase activity.